This is a messenger RNA of Mercurialis annua (annual mercury), 1667 nucleotides long. RefSeq names its product alkane hydroxylase MAH1-like. The coding region runs from base 7 to 1449 and encodes 480 amino acids. The transcript is spliced from 2 exons. The record is from RefSeq and is a predicted model, not a curated record. NCBI's taxonomy places the organism in Eukaryota, Viridiplantae, Streptophyta, Magnoliopsida, Malpighiales, Euphorbiaceae. Gene Ontology annotation, molecular function: monooxygenase activity; oxidoreductase activity, acting on paired donors, with incorporation or reduction of molecular oxygen; heme binding.
UUCCUGAUGGCGUUACUAGGCAUUUUCGAAGUUAUUUUAGCUUUCAUUUGCUUCGCAAUAGGCAGUCAUUUGAGCAAUCGUCAUGAAAUUUUAUGGAAUUGGCCGUUUCUCGGCAUGCUACCAUCUCUGUUGGCCAAUGCCCACCGGUUUCAUGAUUGGAGCAUGCAAAUUUUAGAGAGAAGCAACGGCACAUACCAUUUUAAAGGUCCAUGGUUUAUGAUCAACAUGGAUAUGAUAGGAACUGUUGAUCCUGCCAAUGUCAAGCACAUGAUGAGUACCAAUUCCUCCAAUUAUCCUAAAGGCUCCGAAUUCAAAGAAAUAUUUGGAGAUAUAUUUGGAGACGGCCUUUUCAAUUCUGAUUUUGAUCAAUGGAAGAAUCAAAGAAAAGUCGCAGUCGCUUUGAUCAAUCGUCAACGCUUUCAAAAAUUUCUCUUCGAUACUAUAAAUGUUACGGUGGAAAAUGCCCUAAUUCCAGUUCUUGAACAUUUUUGCGAGCAAGGCGGAAUAGUGGACAUGCAAGAUAUAGCUCACAGGUUUACGUUUGAUGUUACAGUGAAAGUGAUUACAGAAGAAGCCAUAUUCUACCGGCAUGUAAGACCAAAAAUAUUAUGGAGGUUACAGAAAUGGCUAGGGUUUGGAUUGGAAAACAAAAUGAAAAUUGCUAGGGGAGAAAUCGAUCGUAUAGCAGCCGCCUACGUUGCAAGGAAAAGAGAGCAACUCAUCAAAGACGGAGACGAAGAUGUUGAUCUUCUGGCAUCAUAUUUAACCUCGCAUUACAACGAUGAAAAAUUAAUGAAAGGAUGGAAAUCCAAGGAAGAAUUUUUGAGAGACACGCUCGUAAAUUUUUUGAUUGCAGGACGAGAGAACUCUUUAGGUUGGUUCUUUUGGCUAAUAACGAAGAAUUCAGCUGCAGAGGCCAAGAUUAGAGAAGAGUUGAGCAGAUUAUUACCAAAAAGAAGUGCUGAAAUACAAUUGUUCGAGUUGGAAGAGGUAAACAAGUUGGUGUAUUUGCAUGGAGCAAUAUGCGAAACACUAAGGCUUUAUCCACCAGUUAUGUAUGAACAUAAGAAACCUCUACAGCCAGACAUUCUUCCGAGCGGACACUAUGUUGAUCCGAAGAUGGAAAUUGUGUUGUCGAGUUACGCGAUGGGGAGAAUGAAAUCAGUAUGGGGAGAAGAUUGUUCAGAAUUCAAUCCAGAGAGAUGGAUAUCAAAGGAAGAUGGAAGGCUGAUUCAACACUCACCAUACAAGUUUCUAGCAUUUAAUGCAGGAGCAAGGACCUGUUUGGGAAAGGAUAUUGCUCUUUAUGAAAUGAAGGCAAUUGCUGCUGUUGUGCUUCAUAAUUAUAAUAUUCAGCUAAUAGAAGAACAUCAGGUAAUUCCUAAUUGUACUUCUAUUAUACUUCAUAUCAAGCAUGGUCUAAUGAUUAGGAUGAAUAGGAGAACUUGAUCAGCUUUGCAUGCAGUUUCGAGUUUGCUAGUUGAAGACAAUUCAAAUAUGGCCACUCGUCUAAAUAAAAGACAAGCAAAAGAUAUGCUACUAUAUAUGUAUGGUGAAUUACUCAUAAAAGACAAGCAAAGGACAAGUAAAGUAAUUCAAAUAUGGUACUUGAAUUACUCAUUAUGUUUUUUCUCUACUAGUUGUAUAACUAAUUUCGAUGUAUAUAA